AGCGAUUAGCUAAGGCUUUAAAAAAAGAAGAGGGGGAAUAACCAGAAAAAUAGCGUGGAAAAAAGAAUACAGCGAACUCGGAGCGGGGGAUCGGAACCCUAGGCGAGGCCGGCGGCGAUGGCGGCAGCGCCGGAGACGUACAUCGGGAGCGUGAUAAGCCUCACGUCGAAGAGCGAGAUCCGGUACGAGGGCGUCCUGUACACCAUCAACACCGAGGAGUCCAGCAUCGGGCUCAGGAACGUUCGUUCGUUUGGAAGUGAAGGUCGUAAGAAGGAUGGCCAACAGAUUCCUGCUAGUGAUAAGAUAUAUGAAUAUAUACUCUUUCGAGGAAGUGAUAUAAAGGAUUUACAAGUCAAAUCCUCUCCACCAGCUCAGCCUGCUUCUUUACACAAUGAUCCAGCUAUUAUUCAGUCACAUUAUCCUCGGCCUUCUUCAUCAUCAGCAAGCUUGCCUCCUGCUGCAAGCUCAACAAUAGCUGAACCUACUUCACAAAAUGUUCAGUCAAUGGUUCAGAUGCCACCACCAUCUCAAGGGAAUUUGCAUCCUACCCCACAAAGUGUCCAGUCAGGAAUUCAGAUGCCACCUCCAUUUCAAGGGAAUUUGCCUCCUACCUCACAAAAUGUUCAGCCAGGCAUUCAGAUGCCACCACCAUUUCAAGGGAAUUUGCCUCCUACCUCACAAAAUGUGCAAACAGGAAUUCGGAUGCCACCACCAUAUCAAGGGAAUUCACCCCCUACCUCCCAAAAUGUUCAAUCAGGGAUUCAGAUGCCACCUCCAUUUCAAGGCAAUUUGCCUCCUACCUCACAAAAUGUUCAGUCCGGAAUUCAGAUGACACCACCAUUUCAAGGGAAUCCAUUUCAACCUCCACCCAGCUUACCUACAUGGAACUCGUCACCUAUGCCAUCAUCUGUAAAUGGAAGUGGCCUUGCAAUGCCACAAAUGUACUGGCCAGGAUACUACACUGCACCAACUGGGUUUGCUCAUUUGCAGCAACCACCCUUUCUUCGCCCCCCACACGGUUUGACAGUUCCGCAGGCCCUUCAGCAGUCUGUACAAUAUCCUGGACUCAAUACAUCUUUGCCAGCUGGCUUUCCAAGCAUGCCGGACUUUCCUUCUUUACUGCAACCUAGUAACAAUCAAAGCCAAACUUUAGGUGCAUCUGCAUCUACAUUGUUGUCAGUCCCUGCCUCAUCAAGUGGUUCAGCAAGUGCAUCUGCAACUGAAACCCAAGUGAGCCAGUUACCAAAUAAGCUGUCAGCUGUUUCUGCUUCUGCAUUCUCUGUGGGUUUAACCCCCCCACCUGUCAACCCAUCCACUUCCACAAUUGAAACCAGCACUCCCCUGUCCCAAGGCAUGCCUUCUGUAGUGAAGAAUAAGCCACCUGUUCUACCUGACUCUAGUGUGGCUUCUCUUAGCGGUGACAAGCCUGACAAUAUAUCUGCUUCUAUGUCAACAUGUCAACCUUCUCAGCCACCAACUGCAAACAUUGCAUCUAGUGCAAUUACUGUUGCGGAAUCAAUUGCAUUGGUCACUCCUGGACAGCUUCUGCCAACGAAUUCCUCGACUUCAUCACAGACCAUGCAAACUACUGCUGUGGUUCCAUCUUAUAAGUCUCCAUCUGUGGUUUCAUCCUCUCAGGCUGCCUCUACAGCUCCAUCCGCUCCAUCUUAUAAGUCUCCUUCGGUGGUUUCAUCCUCUCAGACUGCCUCUACAGCUCCAUCCGCACAUGCCAAUUCUUCUGCAGGUUCACGAUCGCAGGUUGCUUCUUCUACUGUUUUAACAUCGCGACAGCUAGAGCCGAAUAAUGAAAAGAAAGACGCUAAGCAGGCUGAACUGAAGGCUAAACAUGUGGGGUCUCCAUCUGAAAAUAAGGAGCCUCUGUUGCCAGCACCAAAGCCCAUUCUUCAGAAGCCUGCUGAAGCUUCCUCACAUGUUCAGUACAAUAAUAGAGGCCGAGGCCGUGGAAGAGGUCGAGGAAGAGCAAAUCUGCAACCACGUCCCAUAGCCAAGUUUGCAGAGGACUUUGAUUUCAUGGCUAUGAAUGAGAAAUUCAACAAAGAUGAAGUAUGGGAUCAUCUCGGUAAAAGCAAUGGACAGUUUACUGACGACCCAAAUGAAUAUGAUGACAAUAUUGUAGAAGACGAUGUGGUGUCUCCUGGAAAACCGGAGGUUAAGCAUGUGUAUGUCAAAGAUGACUUUUUUGAUUCACUCUCAAGCAACACAAUUGAUAAUGGAGCUAGAAAUGGAAGAAUCAAAUUCUCUGAGCAGAGAAAAAUAGACACAGAGACAUUUGGUGACUCUGCAAGGCAUCGACCUAUGGGCAUGCGGGGUGGAGGAAGGGGGCCCCGUGGUGGAGGCCCUCGUGGUCGUGGUGGCUACUAUGGAAGAGGGUAUGGAUAUACAGGGAGGGGACGCGGCUACUCUUACCCAAACCAUCAGUGAUACAACAAAAGGCGGGUUUUCUUUCAGCACCUGUAAUACAAGUGAUGAUGGGGGAGGCUGUAUCAAUACUGUAAACUGUAUUUUGGCUAUUGGAGGCAGAAAACAUGAUGGUUAUCAUCUUCCAGCUUGACUGACGAAGCACUCAAUUAUCUAGCAGCUGAUUUGGUAAAUUAAGAAUCAUUGGGCUGACCGCAUAUUGGGUCGCCGUGGUUAGAGAAAUCUGUCCACUUUCCUGAUGGUCUUGAUGCCCAUUUUUCACUUUAUGGAGGUAUGAACCAGACUUCUGGAUGGAGUGAGCUAUUGAACGCAGUCCUGUUGUGGCGGUGGGACUGGUUGUAUCAGCAGAAUUGCUAUGGAGUUAACGAAGUGCCUUGUACAAUUGUCAAACUUAGAAACCGGGUGCUCCUAUUUUAUCGCAUGCUAUUUAACUUGUCCCCGUCUUGUAGCUUGUGGUGCUAUUUGAAGAAUUUGCAUGAUCACCUUCUGGAUAUGAGCAAGUUCAUUAUACAAUCUGGAAUUGUUAGAUUUGAGGUUA
Messenger RNA from Hordeum vulgare subsp. vulgare (domesticated barley), 2977 nucleotides. RefSeq names its product protein decapping 5-like. Bases 118 to 2442 code for a protein of 774 amino acids. Lineage: Eukaryota; Viridiplantae; Streptophyta; Magnoliopsida; Poales; Poaceae. Gene Ontology annotation, cellular component: P-body. The record is from RefSeq and is a predicted model, not a curated record. The transcript is spliced from 8 exons. Gene Ontology annotation, biological process: cytoplasmic stress granule assembly; P-body assembly. Gene Ontology annotation, molecular function: mRNA binding.